Molecule: messenger RNA, 2419 nt
Organism: Lampris incognitus (smalleye Pacific opah)
Lineage: Eukaryota; Metazoa; Chordata; Actinopteri; Lampriformes; Lampridae
Gene: p4htmb
Product: prolyl 4-hydroxylase, transmembrane b
Exons: 9
Coding region: 270-1772 (500 amino acids)
Biological process (GO): peptidyl-proline hydroxylation to 4-hydroxy-L-proline
Cellular component (GO): endoplasmic reticulum
Molecular function (GO): L-ascorbic acid binding; procollagen-proline 4-dioxygenase activity; iron ion binding
Source: RefSeq, a predicted model, not a curated record
UCUACCACCAAACUACAUCUAAAGAAAAAAAAUUUUUUUUCAAUUUUUGUGGUGGACACUGCUCUCUUAGAGCAAACAGAAGACAUUUGAGAAAAUUCAUUCAGCUGGAUGGCUGUCAGUCAACUUGUUAGCCAGCGUUAAUUAUGACCAGCCAACAAACGUCGCUGCAUUCGGGCCCGGCGGAUUUGGAAAUCGAUCUCUUGACGUCUGCGGGGCUCUGAUGCCGAGCGGCACUCCACGAGAACAGUUUCCAGCGGAGCAGCUGGAGAAUGACUGAUCCCCGGGAAAGCUCCGCCGGUGAGGGGACGCCCGCGUCGGCCCGCUCGACCCCUCCGCAGUGCGAGCGGGUCUCCCUGCAGAAGCGCGGCGUAUGCUCCCGCUACUACUUCAUGGUUGUGAUGGUGUUUUUCCACGUGUACAUAAUCAACGUUAUAGCGCUUCUGCUGUACGUGCAGUACAAAGACGGGCAGGGAGCCUCCAGCGAUGACGCUCCAGCUAGUAAUCAUCAUCACCACCAUCAUCAUCAUCAUCAUCACCAUCAGCCGUCUGAAGCGCGUCGACCGCCAUCAGAGCCGGAGUUUGUACGUGACGUGUCUCUUCCGCGGAUCGACGGGAUAAGGGUCGGACAUGUCCAAAAGGUGUCACUUGUAUCAGAUAAAGUACACGAGAUGCGGACGCUCAGCCUGAAACCUCUGCUGUUUGAGAUUCCUGACUUCCUGUCGGAGGAGGAGUGCCGUGUGGUGAUGCAGCUAGCGCAGCUUAAGGGCCUGAUGGAGAGCCAGCUAAUGGUGCAGGAGGGCCAAGAGGAGCUGGCGGAGGAGUUAAACCUCAGCCCGGAUGAGAUCUUCACCCUUCUUGAUAUCAACCAGGAUGGGCAGUUGCAGCUCCACGAGAUACUGACUCAUUCCCGGGUGAGAGAUGGCAUCUGGCUAACACCGGAGAAUCUGCUGGAAAUCUAUGCAGGACUCAAAGCCGACAAAGACGGUAACGGUCUGCUGAGUCUUGAAGAAUUCAGGCUGCUCAGCAAUGACGCAUUUCAGCGUUUCCUGGUGCAGCGCGGGGUGAAGAGGAGCCAGCUGGUGAGGAACAGCAGACACACCUGGCUAUACCAGGGUAAAGGAGCGCACCAGGUCCUCCAAGAUCUCAAGACUAGGGUGACUCGCCUUACCCGGCUACCGUCUGCAUUGGUGGACCUAAGUGAGCCGCUCCAGGUAGUUCGCUAUGAGCAGGGGGGACACUACCAUGCCCACCAUGACAGCGGCCCCGUCUAUCCUGAGACCGCCUGCACGCACACCCGACCCGCAGCCAACACCUCUACUCCUUUUGAGACGUCCUGCAGGUACAUCACAGUUCUCUUCUACCUGAACUCUGUUGAGGGGGGUGGGGAGACCGCAUUCCCUGUGGCAGACAACAGGACCUAUGAUGAAGUGUCUCUCAUACAGAACAAUGUCGAUCUGCUGGACACCAGGAAGAACUGUGACAAGAGUAACCUGAAGGUGAAGCCCACCAAAGGGACAGCCGUGUUCUGGUACAACUACCUUUCUGAUGGGAGAGGUUGGGUGGGCAAGCAGGAUGAAUACUCUCUGCACGGAGGCUGUAUGGUCACCAGCGGCACCAAGUGGGUCGCCAAUAAGUGGAUCAACAUUGAUCCGGACUACCAGCGACAGGCGCGCUACCAGCAGCUGGUGUCCCAGCAGCCAGAGGACGAGGACGACGAUGGGCCGAUGCCAAACCCUGAACCGUGCUGCCCUGACAACCAUCAGGACUUGUAGCUCAUAAACCAAAAAAGAAAUCAACAAAAUGUCAACCUAGCCUUCCGCUGUUGUGUGCACAGCUUCCUUUUGAUAGCGCCCCUGCGGCCAGUAUGCAGACAGAAGUUACAUUCAGGGACUGAGGUCACAGUGUGUUUAUGCAACCGUAAACGGAGACGUUCACACUGGAAGUGUCUCGUCUCCUACUCAGUGUUAUUUUUACGAACCAACCGCUACCCUUAAAUGUUACAAGGAAAUCCUCUAACGAAAUGUACCAAAUGAAUUAAGACAAGGAAGCUCGUCUUUGCAUGUUGUUAGGCAGAACACAGGUUUGUGCUCUGUCGUCACGGGCAAAAAUUGCACGUGGAAAAUUAAAUGGCACACCACGAAGACAAAACCUCUGGGACACUUUGUGUGAUGCAUGUUAACUUACACUUUAUUCCUUGAAUUCAUGUGUUUUUUAUUUACAACGCUCGACAUAUUUUAUUGUUGACAGUACGGGAUAAUGAAUUUGAGAUGAUAGAUUGUCUUGAUGCUUGUCCUUGUCAUCGUUUCCCAUUUCAAAAUGCACUGGAUCACUUUCCCUCGUUGAAAAUUAAAUCGAAUUUCAAAAUUAGGUUUUGCUGAUUGUCGUAAUUCAUGCUUCAUGUGUUCAAUCUCUAACGUAA